GGGUUAGGUCGUAGGGUUGUGCGCAAAAAUUUAUGUUUUAGGUGUUGUUCCUCUUUGACGAGAUACUGGACUUGAAAGCAUUUUUAGAAAAGGUUCUGCCUCCAGAGUAAUAUUUAUUGGGAAAGUCGUCUGACUCUUUGAAGGUGUACAGUUGUCUUCAAAAGACAUUGAAAAGUAGCAAAUAAUCCAUUAGCUCUAUAUUUUACAAAUCAGUAUCAAGAAAUGACCUGCUGUCCAGAUUACAAUGUAUUUUACUAUUUGGAGAAAAUUAAUUUGACACAGUAAUAUUCCUUACAUGUGUGUGUUAAUGUACACCAACAUGUGCACAGUUAAAACUGCACCUUUCUCUUUACCUUAACACACAAAGCUAACCAUUCAAAAUAAUGUUUUUACACAAUGAUAUCAUUCUGAGUGGGAGUCAGUAAGUCAUUUUACAUUGACUGCCUGUAAAACAGAGGAAAAAAGUGUGGGUUGUAUUUUUGUGAUUGCCUUCAUAUAAUUGAAUGAAUAGCAAGUGCUCAUCCAUUUGACUGAAAUGUACACACUAGGGAAUGAUGUAAAAUGUUUAUUUAUGAUGUAUAAAGCAAUUUUGUGAUUUGCAUGUCAAAUGUUUUAGUACCUACAAAAAGUAGGAAUCGUUAUCUUCCAUGAACACAAUGUACAAAACAAUAAUGCAGUAAAUUAGUGAAGUUCUUGUAAAUGAAUUAUUUUAUGGUGUUGUUCUGUCGGUGGUCAAUGGUUUAGAAGUAAUUUCUAAAUAUUUAUCUACAGGACUGCUUGAUGUCACUCUACUUUGAAUUCUGAUUUGACUGUAUAUUAUAUUAUACAAGCACUUCCAUACCUUCAGAACUUUCAUUAUUCUAUAUCGUAUUGCAUGUGGAAACAAUUUGUUGUGUGUUCUCUAUAGAAGUGAAUAUAGUGUGUAUGUGAUGAGAGCAAUAACUGUUUGGAAAAGUGAUGGAUUACCAUUAAUUAUGAAUUGAAAGUUUAUUAGAUUGCUUGAUGACCUUCCUGUGGAAUAUAGGAUACCAUAAAGCAAUUACCAUAGUGGAACCGAGUGCUGCUACAUUUAGCUAUGUUGUUGAUGAAAUGUCCAUAAUGUAAUAAUUUCAUUUUCUUGUAUAGUUCUGUGCAAUUUGGUAUUAAAUUUGUCAUCCAUUGUUCUA
Gryllus bimaculatus (two-spotted cricket) is the source of this 1166-nucleotide messenger RNA. Lineage: Eukaryota; Metazoa; Arthropoda; Insecta; Orthoptera; Gryllidae. The record is from the annotation of a GenBank genome assembly.